Messenger RNA from Dreissena polymorpha, 9493 nucleotides. RefSeq lists its product as uncharacterized. The transcript has 12 exons. Gene Ontology annotation, molecular function: nucleic acid binding; zinc ion binding. Bases 210 to 6464 code for a protein of 2084 amino acids. NCBI's taxonomy places the organism in Eukaryota, Metazoa, Mollusca, Bivalvia, Myida, Dreissenidae. The record is from RefSeq and is a predicted model, not a curated record.
CGGUAAUCGGAAAAAUAUAAACAACAUCAAAACAACAAACUCAUAAAAUUUAGUCUUUUAACGGUUUGUAUUAUAAGGUGUGCAAAAAAAGAAGCCAUAAAUAAAUAACAUCAUCUAAUUUUGGAUUAGCAAUUUAAAAAGAUGACCACAAGACCAGAAUUGAGAAGACCAUCACAAUGACUUUCCUACAUAUGCGAGCUUGAUUCAAGAUGAAGAAAGAAACUGGUGCUAAAUACAAAGUGAGUCCAAAAGGUAAAAGAAGGCUGGAAUACAAGUCCAAAUCAAAGUUGAAGUUACCACUGAUAGGAAGGACCGUAUACCUGGAUGUGAAGGAUGCCAAGACUUUAAAACGACUGCAGACAGACCUCAAAACUCUGGGAGCUACGCUAGAGGAGUUUGUGAGCUGUGACAUCAACUACCUGAUAACUAGUACGCCCCGCCCCAAGGGGUCCCAGGCAGACCCUUAUCGCUAUGGCGACAUCAGCCCAACCCCCAGCCCUUUCAACUGCGAGCCUUCUCCCAGCCCUGGAAAUCCGGAAGAAAAGAAAGUCACAUCAGUUACGAGAGGAAAAGCUUUAUUGGAAAAGGCACGGAUCAAUACACGGCAGACCAGCACGCUCCUUGACAAUGCUGAGAGGUGGGGAAUAAAGAUUGUGUCUCUCGAGGGGGCCUUCAAGUGGAUAGAUAAGGAACUCAAGAAGUUGCCAAAGAUAGCACACACUGCAAAGAAAUCAUCAAAGUGCAUUUCAGCAUAUAAGACAUUGAAGACACCGUUCAUCAAAUGCGAGGCCGAGUGUUUCUUUUACCGUCCAUUCUACAACGAGAUUGACAAUUGGCCACGGUUGAACACAGAUACGCCGAAGGGGUCUUGUCCGUUCGAUGGCACCCUCAUUAAAUGCGGUGAUGAGUCGGUUGAGGAGAGGGGAGAGUUAAUGGCUGCCCAGGUGGACAUGCCCAGUGAGGAUACGCCCAGGGAAGAGAAAGACACCAUCGACUCUGCUAACACUGCUGCUAAGCCAAACAAUGACAAAUUCGUCAAGAAGUCUGACGUAGAUAUAUCUGGAAACAACCUAAUAUUGACAGCUGGUGAGCUGAAGAGACGAAAGGCAGCCAAACGUAAACAAGAGCGGAAAAGGGGUUACUGUGAAUGCUGUAAACUGAAAUAUGAGGACCUUGAUAAGCAUGUUCAGGAAGAUCAGCAUCGUCGCUAUGUAAAGGACAAGAGUCACUACAAGGCCCUCGACAUCCUCAUAGACUCCGGCCCGUCCACCAGUAAAUUCUUGCAGCAGAUCCUGACCAGAGCCAUAGUGCAGAAGAGGGAACUGACCAGGAAUUCACAAGUCUCAUCGUCCAACACGAAGCCUCUUGAAACUGUUCGGCGUUCCCCCAGAAAAGAUGCUGCAAAGUCACCAAGGAAAUUAUCAGCAUCAAGUCCAAAUUUGACUGCUGUCCAGUCAAUGUCCAAAAGCAAACAGUCUUUGUCAGGGAAAGAAAACUGCUCUCCUAAGCAAAUGCUGGUCCAACAUACACAAGUUUUAGUGAAUGAAGACAUAUUACAACAUCCAAAAGAACUAAGUGUAAACAAGACCAGUGUUGAUAUUGAAAUAAAAGAUAAUGUCACAAUUAUUUCUCAUGGAAGUCCAAACAAAUGUCCGCAAGCAUUGGAAGAGGGUAAUGGAAAUUUGAGAAAAGAUGAAACAAUAUCUUUGUCUAAUCAGAGUGGUUUUAACGAUGUUAGAGGUACUGAAGGAAUUGAAAGAAAGAAAAUAACUAAAACGAGGGGGAAAAGUUAUGAUAACAAAUCUGCAAAUAAUUUGACAUCCCCACAAACAGACAAUCAAUUAUCGGCACAAGAAGUCAGUAGUGCUGAAUCUUGUAAGAACUUAAGACUUUCUCCACAGAAUAAUAUGGGUACUGUGAAAUCACCUUUAAAAGAUAGAGACAUAGUGAACUCGCCAUGCAAACAUCCAGAGGUCAAGUUUACAUGGAAAGGCUGUGAUAUUGUAUCUCCAAAAAACUUAAACAAACUGCAAUCUAUGAAACUAGAUACAUGUUCAUUCAAUAAAUCAUUAAACAUUAUUACAAAUUCCGCCACAUCAUCUGAUUUACAAAAAGAAGCUGUAACAUUUAAUCAAAAUGACAAUGAAAAAGAUAAAAGUGAUUCAAUGAAAAGUGUGAAUAAUUCAAAUAGUAAGUCAAAGAACAAAUCCAGCAAGUAUUGGACGUAUGUUGUUGGAAAAGUGAGUGAACAAAUAACGAACAAAUCUGACUUGCCAAAGGAAUUAAAAAUCUUGCAAGAUGAUUCAUUUAGGGUGUCAUCGAAUUUAACAGAAGGAAGAAUGAGGAUAAGAAAGUCUAUAAAUUAUGUCAGAAAUAAGAUUGAUCAUCUUUCUAAGAAGGAAUUUCUUGAAGAUGCUGAUAAUUUGAAUGAUGCAGAUACUGAUGAUCAAAUAGACAAGAAACAGAGUGCUAUGGCAAAGAACAUUGUUCAAAGUACAGUUGGGAAUGACUGUCCAAAUGAUGAUGACAAUUCAAAGAAAGAUGAAUCAAAUAAAAAAAUAUUGGCUACAAAAAGCAGUCAAAGUUUACCAACUGCUUUUAAUGAACAAAAAGAUGAAGCAGAGACAAAAGAAGUUCAAAUUAGGGAAAACAAUGCAUUGGAUGAUUGUGAACAGAGAAGAGAAAAAUCUAAAAAUGGCAAAUUUUGGACUUAUGAACCUGUAAUAGUGACAGAAAGUGAAAGUAAAGGGGAAAAUAUUCCUUUUGAAUUGCGUAAAUUGAAGGGCGUAAUGAACCUUUCAAAGGUGAACCUACAUAGUCCAAGACGUAGACGUUCUAGAUUUCUAACAAACACAGAUUCCGAAAAUGGAGAUACGCAAGAAAAGCAAUCUGAAUAUUCUUGUACAAAAGUUAGUGUUAAGGAUACAAAAGGGACCAAUAAGGAAAAUAUAAUAGAAAAAGAAAGUGUUAAUACAAUGAAAAAUACUGGAUUGAAUAGUGAGAAUGACAAUUUCGAACAAGCUACUGAAGGUAAACAAAACAAGCCUCAUGGAAAACAUAGAAAUGAUGAUGCUAAGUCCUCCAGCAAAUCAAGAAAACAGUAUUGGUGUUAUGUACCAGUUGAAAGUGAUUAUAAAGAUGAUGUAGAAGAUCAGAAUCUGCCUAAAGAGUUGAAGGGGCUGAAAGGUUUACCAGAAUGGUUUUGCGAUGCAAACUCUGAUGGUGGUUGUGAAAGACGUUCCAAAAUGAUUGCCAAAGAACAGAUUCAUGAAGACCAUCAAAACGAAGAUAAGAGGGGAGAUAAGAAUAUCGAUCAGUCCAAAAAGGAAGCAAAAGUAGAUGCAGUUCUGGCAAAAGAAUGUUUUGAAAAGUUGAUAAGCUGUAGCUCAAGUAAGAUACGUUAUGAGGUAUCUACUGAUGACUUUGAAGCAUGCUUUGCCAAAGCUUGGAGGGGUCUGGAGUUGCCAGAUUUUAAAAACAGAAGUGAGCCCAGUUUCACAUUUCAUAGCAAGACGAACAGCUCUAAGCAGUCAAGUGUAAGACAAGAAAUGAGUUCUGAAGAUGAAGCUAGUGGCAAAGAAGUUGACAAUGAUGAAAAAAGCCGACAGUCUGCAAAAGCAAUGAAUGAUAAUGUCAUUGAUCAUUUUGUACAUUCAGACAUUCCCAGUGAUAUACAGACACUAAAUGAGGAUGGUCAGGUUCUACAUUUUACUAAAACUUUGGCUGAAAGGAUCAAAGAGAGACCUGCCAGAAGAUCUUCAGUACAAUCUUGCAAUUUAAACCAAAGAUCUAGGAGUAACUCAUUUAGCAGUAAUAAUUCAGAGUCAAAAAGAUCUGAAAGCAGUGCUAAACCUGUGAAUUCAGCACCAAAAAGGCGUUCUCCCAAACUGUCCAAUUUGGUCAGUCCUGAAUUCGUCAAAAAUAUUACAAAACAAAAGAGUUGCAGUAGAAUUGCAAGCACUAAAAUCAUGAAUAAAUAUAAAACACAAAGGCAGGAAAUUAUGGCCAGUGGGUAUCAAGGAGACGAUGAAGUGGAAAAAACACCUAGAGUUGCUGCUUCAAAAGUCGAGAAGAAAAAAAUGAAUACGUUAGCAUUAAAAGAUUGCACUGUAAAGAGUGGUUGCAAAGAUGUAAUUGUUUAUGCUGAAACUGACAUUAAAAGCACUUUAAAAAGCAAGUCACGUAAGAAGAAACAAUUUUGGGAAUAUGUGCCUGUUACUGUUGAUAAUGUAGGUGAAAACGAUAGUGAUAACAAGCAUCUGCCAAGAGAAAUUAGACUAUUGAAUGGUGUUUCUUUAUCUGAUGGGGAAUCCAGAAGAAAAUCUAGAUUAUGUGGAAUUACAAAAAGUGUUGAUAAUCUUGUUGUGGAUGAUUGUACUAAAGAUGAUGGUGAAAAUGUUGCCAAUGGUGGUUAUGAAAAAAAUAAUGGUGAAAGGCUAGCAUUGAAAGAUUGCGCUGUAAAGAGUGUGAACAAAGAUGCAGUGCUUGAUUCUAAAACUGACGCCCAAAGCACUUCAAAAAGCAUAUCACGAAAGAAGAAACAAUUUUGGGAAUAUGUGCCUGUAACUGUUGAUAAUAUAGAUGAAAAUAACAGUGAUAACAAGUAUCUGCCAAGAGAAAUUAGACUUUUAAAUGUUGUUUCUCUAUCUGAUGGGGAAUCCAGACGAACAUCUAGAUUAUGUGGAAAUAAAGAAACUGUGAAUGCAAUUAGUGUUGAACAAAAAAAAUUAGAACUUAUCAGUAGGACAAAAAGGGUAAGCGUUGAUGAUACAGACAUUGGAAAGGAUACUGUUGGCAGGAGACAGAUUGUUUUUAACUAUGAAACAGGAGAGUCUGAUAAUCAGAGCACCAAGUCAAAAACAAAUGAAACUAAAAACAAAAGUGUUAAUGAAUUUGAUAGCAUUGACAUAGAUGAUGAAAACAUUGAAAAGAAAGGAAAUGUGGAGCCCAUGGAAAAACAAGUAGACAAAUCCUGCCAUAACAGAUCAACUAGGAAAAAGAAAGUUUUUUGGGAUUAUGAAAUUGUAGAGGAGAAUGAGGAAGUAGGCUUGUCACAAAAGUCAAAGCACAAGGAAUUGCAACUGAUAUCGGAUUCAUGGAAUAAUUGGUCAGAGACUAAAAGUGGUAAAAGAUCAAGAUCACGAUCUAAAUACUAUGGGGAUCAUGAAGAAACAGAAACUGAGGAUAGUGACAGUGAAAUACUGAAGGUUGUAGAAAAGUCAGAGUCUGUAAAGGUUAGAAGAAGCAAGUCUCCAGUAUUCAAGUCUAGCUCACAAACAUUCAAGCCAAAUCGCGUUUCCUCUCCAGUGUUCAAUAAGUCACCGGGGCGUAAAAUGAAAGAGACUGUUUUUAGGAAAAAUGAUCCUGUUGAAGCACAAGAUGGGGAAAUCUCUAAAAAUGAGAAUCCACUUGGGAAUCCAGAAAGAAAUGGGAGACUUACACCUGAUAAUAGCCCGAUAGUGGGAGGUGCACAGAGCAGUGGGUAUAGCAGAACACCUAGAGAAGAGAGGAAAAAAAUGUGGAAGAGAAAAAGAUUGGAAUCAAAGAAAAAAAAUGUGGAAAAUGAAUUCAAAAGAAGAAAAAUAGUGUCUUUGAACUCAGACCUCAGGUCUUCUCCAAGAAAGAAGUUAGCAACUGAUUUUAAUUGUCACACUUUAAAGAACCUAAACGAAGCAUCACAGUCCUCUUUAAGAUGGGAACCAAUCGCUUUGAAAGAAUCCGAGCCUGAGCCAGAAAGUACAGAAAAGGUGAAACUUAAUAAAAGCUGGACUUUGUUAAGUGAAAGAAGCGUGUCAAAACUGCUGUCAAGUGAGGAUGAUGCAGAAAGUUUUAACGGUUUUGAAGAAGGUGACACCAGCUUGCCUUCUGACUUGUCUUACAAUGAAUGCUCAGAAAUUGAUGUGCCGAAGGAAGACAAAGAACAGUGGGAUAUAGAAGAUAUCGCCAAUGAUAACAAUGAAAAAGCGAGGAGCAUGGUGCAGUUUGAGAGGCUUGUGCCACCGGUGAUGUCAUCACCCUGGAAACACUCAAAUUCCUCCUGGGAUGAAGCGUGUGAUUCCUAUGUUGACAGAUCUCUACAAAACCUAACCAACUCCUCGUUUAGGGCUGCAAAUAGCAGCAUGUAUUACAGUUUUGCCAGUCCCAGAAAGAGUCCUAGAAAGGAUUUUGGGUUUUCUAGCCCAGUCAAGAGUAUGAGUGAUUGUUUGGCUGGCAGAGUUUGCAGUGAAACACCAACUAAAAAAGUUGCAUUUCAAAAUGAACCGAAGUUGGAGUCUCGCGUUGAUGAAGAGAUCGUGUUCAACUUUGGGAGUCCACAGAAGAACAAUCGCGUGUACAGCCCCUUGAAGAAUGUUCAUGGUGAAGUUUUGGAUCCCUCGACAAGUCCAGUGAUUCAGAAAGUUACGUACACCCCAGUGUCAAUUGAAAGGGUGCCAAAAAGAGCAAAAAGAAGCACCAACUUUUAAUUAAAUGGCAUCGUUAAUUUUGUGUAUAUUGUUGGUUAAAGGUGUAUACAAAUUUAACUGUAAUUAAAAAAGAUAAGUAGACAAUAAUUGAUUUGUUAUUAAAUUGUGUGCCCAUUGAAGACAUUUGUUGAGAAAUUAGAGACUCCUUAAAUUAAUGUUCAUAACAUGCAUAAAGUAAUUACGAAACAUUUACCAUUAUUUGAUUUUUCAUUAUAUUAGUUUUUGUACAGGUGAAAUCAUCCCUUUAUUUGAAUACUGAAUGCAACAUUUCUUACCAAAAUAUGCCAUACCAUUAUAUGCAUAAGUUUUCAUAAAUGAUCUUUAAGUAAUAUGAUACUAAUACAUUCAAGAGAGAAAAUACUGGUGGCUUAACUGUCUGAAAGUUUUAUUCAUACUAGAAAUGUAUUUGUUUGUUGAUGGCGAUAAGUAUGGCUGUCCGUUAUUCAAUAAAUUGUAGGUUGUUAUAAUUUUUAUGUCCCCAACCACUAUAGUGGGGGACAUAUUGUUUUUGCCCUGUCUGUCUGUCUGUCUGUUUGCGCCAUUUUUAACAUGUUGCAAUAACUUUUGCUAUAUUGAAGAUAGCAACUUCAUAUUUGGCAUGCAUGUGCAUCUCAUGGAGCUGCACAAUUUGAGUGGUAAAAUGUCAAGGUCAAGGUGAUCCUUCAAGGUCAAAGGGAAAAAACACUAAAUCAAAGCGUCACAGAAGGGGACAUAGUGUUUCUGACCAACACAUUUCUUGUUUAAUUUGGCAUAUAUAUAUGAUUACAAUACAGACCUUUCCGAAACAUUUUAGUUCAAUUGUUAUUCAGUACUCUGCGUAACUUUACAGCUUGUCAAUAAACAGUCACGAAAAAACAAUUAUUAUAAUGAUAAUGAUGAGAAGCACAUCUGUGCAACUGCUGCAUAGUUUAAAGAUGUUAUUUGUUAGGUUUCCAUCAACUGUGUGAUUGUGUGUGGCGUGUAAACAUGUGUAUAUCGUUAAAUAUAAAACUAUAAAACAUGUAUAAAAUAAUCCAAUUAGUCUUUUUAGUGUGUGUAAUUUUAUUUGUUACAUGUGUUACUACACCGGUUGCUGUAUUAUAUGAUUUUAAGGAGAGCUUAAAACAAUUAUUUAUUUAAAACUGUUGGCUUUAUUAAUUAUGCCCCCCUUCGAAGAAGAGGGGGUAUAUUGCUUUGCUCAUGUCGGUCCGUCCAUCAGGUGGUUUCCGGAUGAUAACUCAAGAACACUUGGGCCUAGGAUCAUGAAACUUCAUAGGUACAUUGAUCAUGACUCGCAGAUGACCCCUAUUGAUUUUGAGGUCACUAGGUCAAAGGUCAAGGUCAUGGUGACCCGAAAUAGUAAAAUGGUUUCCGGAUGAUAACUCAAGAACGCAUACGCCUAGGAUCAUGAAACUUCAUAGGUAGAUUGAUCAUGACUUGCAGAUGACCCCUAUUGAUUUUUAGGUCAAAGGUCAAGGUCACAGUGACCCGGAAUAGUAAAAUGGUUUCCGGAUGAUAACUCAAGAAUGCAUACGCCUAGGAUCAUGAAACUUCAUCAUUAGAUAGAUCAUGACUCGCAGAUGACCCCUAUUGAUUUUGAGGUCACUAGGUCAAAGGUCAAGGUCACUGUGACCCGAAAUAGUAAAAUGGUUUUCGGAUGAUAACUCAAGAACGCAUAUGCCUAGGAUCAUGAAACUUAAUAGGUACAUUGAUCAUGACUCGCAGAUGACCCCUAUUGAUUUUGAGGUCACAAGGUCAAGGUCACGGUGACCCGAAAUAGUAAAAUGAUUUUAGGGUGAUAACUCAAGAACGCAUACUCCUAGGAUUAUGAAACUUCAUAGGUAGAUUGAUCAUGACUCGCAGAUGACCCCUAUUUAUUUUGAGGUCACUAGGUCAAAGGUCAAGGUGACACAAAAUAGUAAAAUGGUUUUCGGAUAAUAACUCAAGAACACAUAUGCCUAGGAUCAUGAAGCUUCUUGGGUAGAUUGAUCAUGACUCGCAGAUGACCCCUAUUGAUUUUGAGGUCACUAGGUCAAAGGUCAUGGUCACGGUGACCCGAAAUAGUAAAAUGGUUUUCGGAUGAUAACUCAAGAACGCAUAUGCCUAGGAUCAUGAAACUUCAUGGGUAGAUUGAUUAUGACUCGCAGAUGACCCCUUUUGAUUUUUAGGUCAAAGGUCAAGGUCACAGUGACAAAAAACGUAUUCACACAAUGGCUGCCACUACAACGGACAGCCCAUAUGGGGGCAUGCAUGUUUUACAAACAGCCCUUGUUUUAAGUUGUUUUUGUCACUGGUUCAAAUGGUCUUAUUUGUUUUGCUGACCACAGAAAGUAGUGUAGUUUUUAGUCACUUGUGAAAUUGUAAGUUGGCACCAAUUAAUUUUUAUCACUAGAGACCAGAAACAUAUACACAUUAUUAUUUAAUGUUCCUUUCUAAUUUAUGGAACAAAACUUAGCUAUUUUCAGUUUAUAUUUAAGGUCUAAUUGGAAACUUGAUCUGUGAAGCUCAUUUACUGUCUAUUUAUGAUGUUACAUUACCAUUAUAUAAUACAAUAACAUUAACAUAUGACCUUCUUGGAGAGUAUUGUAGGCUUCUUAUGUGUUGUUAUGUAUGUGUUGUCAUUGUCGUUUGUUUACCUUUCCCAACUACAUUGCUGCAAAUCAAAUUGUUCUUUUUAGUCAUUUGCAUCAGUUCCUCUGAAACACGUCUAUUAAGUACAGCAUUUGCCUCAUAUUUAAUUUUGUGUAUUUGUUCAUUUUAAACAUUCAUCGUAGCUAGGGGUUACUUGCCUAGUAAUUCGAAUAUGUUUAAAAAGCUAUUACACAUAUGACGAUUUUUAAACUUUUUCACAAUGAACUUCAUUUGUCAUCGUUUAAUUUAUAAUUACUGGAUUCACUGUUAUAACAUACUGAAGCUUGGUCAUGAUGACAUGCUACUUUUUAAUCCUACCCUCUACCUUUAUUUCAAUGGAUCAGGUUUUAUAUAUAUUGUGAAAGAUCGAGUGCAUUUUGAUGUGACGUAUGCCUGAGAAAAUAAAUGCUAAAAUACCA